Messenger RNA from Ceutorhynchus assimilis (cabbage seed weevil), 15456 nucleotides. NCBI's taxonomy places the organism in Eukaryota, Metazoa, Arthropoda, Insecta, Coleoptera, Curculionidae. The record is from the annotation of a GenBank genome assembly.
CGCCGAACAGGAAACGAACAAAAAACCACUGGAGAGUGGUAAAUGUUGUUAUUUUUGUUUUUAUUUAAACAACAGUUCAGUACCGUAGGUGCGUGUGUUCGUUGGUAAAGUUUAAAUAAAUAAUUAUCGUCGCGUUUCGCAACAACUUUUAAAAACGUGUUUUGAACUUGGGCUCGAAGAGCCAGCAUCCGUUCCAAAGUGUCUUUUUGUGUCCUAAUUUUCAAUCCCAAACGUUGUAUGCAGUUAAUUUAGGAAAAAUGCGGAAAAACUACUGAAAAAAAUGGAAAACAUGAUAGGGGUAUCACUGUUUUUGGGGUUGUUUUGCUUGUCUCAGGGCCAACUGGAUCCAAGGGAACCAUUGUUUUCGACAACAGUUAAAUGUGCCCUAAACCUAUUCCAAUGCAACUCCGGCCAAUGUAUCCCGCUAAACUGGCACUGCGACUCGCACAGAGACUGUGACGAUGGCUCCGACGAACCCGAAGGCUGCGUUACUGCUCAGUGCAAACCUGAACAGUUUCGUUGUGCACUGACUCAAAAAUGUCUGCCAAAUGGCUGGGUGUGCGACGACGAACAAGAUUGCGGAGUGCAUCCGGAAUUGGGCCCAGAUAAGUCCGACGAAGAUCCGAAACAUUGCAAACCCACUCAUUGUAGAUGGAACGAAGCCCCGUGUCCAGAUGGUCCGGCUUGUGCUCAUUUGGAUUUGUUUUGCGAUGGUCAAUUGGGCGGUUGUCCUGGGAAUAGUGACGAAUGGGAUUUUUGUACUAAUAAAUCGUUGUCUUGCGAUAGGAUGCAGUGUACUUACAAGUGCAAACCUACACCACAAGGUGCUCAAUGCUACUGUCCUCAAGGAAAGCGCCCAGAAGGCAACAACUGUUUGGAUGCUGACGAGUGCCAAUAUGACGAUACUUGCUCUCAAGUUUGCAACAAUGUGGUUGGAUCCUAUAAAUGUUCCUGCGUUUCUGGAUAUUAUCAGAACGGCACUGAUUGUAUUGCAAUAAAUGUUCCAGAAACCGAACCUCCAUCACUUAUUUUCUCCACUCAAUCGGAGAUCAGAAGAGUCACCUUGGAAGGCAAAGCGUGGCCUGGCAACUCCAGCUUGAGACUUUUAAACAGUAACGCAUUAGAAUUCAUCCACCGAAAUCACACUGUAUGCUACGUACAUCAUAACGUGAGCCAAUCAUCGAUUGUUUGUGCAAAUAUUAACGAUUUGGAGCAAAGAUGGGCGUUGCAAGUGAAAUCUUCUUUGCUAGAUGUGGAUUCAAUUCAACAGUUGGCCUUUGAUUGGGUAUCAGAAAAUUGGUAUUUUCUAGAGGAUCAAAAAGAAGCUAUUAUUAUGUGUAAUAAUGGCCUGAUGUGGUGCAAUUUGAUUGUUGAAAAUAACUUAGGAUAUCCUAGGGCAAUUGCGCUAGAUCCUACCAGUGGCUAUAUGUUCUUUACAAAAUGGGGUCAAUCGCCACCAAUGUUGGAAAGGUGUAACUUAGAUGGUACCAAUAGGAAACCUAUUGUAGAUGUUAAAAUUGUUUAUCCAUAUGGUGUUAGUGUUGAUUACCCUACAAAAACCGUCUUUUGGGUGGACACUUAUUUGGACUACAUAGAAAAAGUGGAUUAUGAUGGCAAAAAUAGAAAGACAGUGGCCCGAGGUGUCCAUGUCAGAAAUGGAUAUGGUAUCAGCGUAUUCCAAAACAGGGUAUUUGUUUCGUCGUGGUAUAAUAGCAGCAUUUUGGAAGUUAAGAAAUUUGGAAAUGCAGACAAAAAUUUAGAAGCUCGUAACAUUGUGACCAACAUUACUAGACCCUUCAAUGUCUAUGUGUUUCAUAGACAAAGACAGCCAGAUGUGGCCCAUCCAUGCAAAACUUCUACCUGCGACCACCUUUGCAUUCCCUCUUGGUCCCCUACAGGUGUAGCAGUCAAAAAAUGUCUAUGCGCCUCAGGAUACAUCUUAUUUGGAGACCGUUGCAUCAUCAAAACACCAGAUAUGUUCUUGUUAGCUGCUAAAACUAAGCCUGGAAGUAUACGGGGUAUUGAUCUAGUUACAAGUAGAGAUGUUAUGGUGCCAGUUUUGAGCGUUGGCAGGCCUAAAGUUUUAGAAUACAUAGCGGGGUCAAAAUCAGUAAUAUACGCUGACGGCCAAGACGAAACUUUGAAUAUUGUCCUUAUCGAUUCAGUCAACAAGUCAAGCGUCCUGUUAAAAGACAUCCAAUGCGAUUGCCUUGCUCUAGAUUGGACUACAGGAAAUCUAUAUUUCAAUAAUUGGAAAAGAGGCCUUAUUGGUGUUCUAAAAGUGUCCAACUCUACAUUGGUGAAAACCUUGUUCCAAAGCACGUUUGCUUAUUAUAGAACAUCGAUCGCUUUGGAUCCAACUAGAGGAAUAAUGUUUUGGUGCGAUUGGAGUGGAACACCAGAAAAGGGCAGCAUUUUUACAGCUUACAUGGACGGUACUGAGCGAAAGUCGUUUUUGGAAGAAAACGUUUUUUGGCCUUCCGGAUUGGCUGUGGACAUCAAAAGUGGCAGAUUAUAUUGGAUGGAUAGGCAGUUAAGAAGUUUGCAGAGUAUCAAUUUGGAUGGUAGCAAUUUGAGAGUGGAAAUAGAUAAAGGCAUUGGUACUCCAGCAAAUUUAGUACUUGGACUCGACAAAACACUUUACUAUAUAGAUGUAACAAAUGGUACAGUGAUGAGCUUCAAGUCCGAAAAUGGUCUCAAAACGGUUUUUGAGAGCAACACAUCAUUGCAAGAUAUAAAAAUCUUUGAUCCAAACAGGAAAGAACAAGAACCUGAAGAGUGUUCAAAAUGCCCCGAACUUUGUCUGCGAACUGACAAUGGCAAAUUGACUUGUGCCUGCAGAGACGGAUUUGAAUGGUCUGGAAAGGACUGCUUGAAAAUUAGCAAUUAUACUGCUCCAUCAGCUUGUCCAAAGCAUCACUUCCAAUGCCUCGAUAGAAAGCAAUGCAUUCCCAACAAUUACGUCUGCGACGGCGUAGAUAAUUGCGGAGACGGCUCAGACGAAAGCACAGAGCCCGGAGGACCGUGCGAAAAUGUCAAAUGUGGCGAGCACCAGGUCAAAUGCGAUAAAACCACUUGUAUAGCCCGCCACUGGGUUUGCGACGGCGAAAAAGACUGUCUCGAUGGUACCGAUGAAGACCCGAAAAUGUGCUUGAAAGUGUGUCCAGUGAAUCAGUUCAAAUGUAAGAAUUCCAGACGGUGCAUUCCGAUGGUGUGGAGGUGCGAUCACGUUCAUGAUUGCGGUCCUAACGAUGAUAGUGACGAGGCGGAUUGUAAAGUUAAUACUUGUGAUGUGAAUGAGUUUACUUGUAAAGACGGCCAAUGCAUAGCAUCGCAUUUCUAUUGUGAUUCUUUGAAAGACUGUCGAGAUGGAUCCGAUGAAAUCGAUUGUGUCCAGUGCAACCCUGAAACUGAAAUAGUUUGCAAGCCGAAAGCUGAUUGUUUGCCUAGUGUUGUCAGGUGUGAUGGUAAAAUGGAUUGUCCAGAUGGUACAGACGAGCGCGAUUGUGGAAAAAAAGACUGCGAGUCUAAUGAGUUUACUUGUGCCAACUUUGAAUGCAUACCAAAAAUGUUUGUCUGUGAUUCAGACCUUGACUGUAUAGAUGGCUCAGAUGAGAAAAAUUGCGAUGCCUCAAAAAUGCACAAUACUACAGAUCUCAAGCAAAAAAUUGAUUGCUUGCCGCCAAAUAGGCUUUGUGAUAACGAUACCAAAUGUAUUUCUCCUAUGCAAAUGUGUGAUAAUAGACAAGACUGUGCUGAUGGCACUGAUGAAGGGCAUAAAUGUAAUGAAAUGUCCGGAAAUGUGACAGGAACUAAAGGCAGUUCUAUGACUUCAUCAUGCGAAUAUCCUCACAGGCUUUGUGAUAACGAUACAAAAUGUAUAACGGUCCAACAACUUUGCGACGGACGUUCAGAUUGUACUGACGGUUCAGAUGAGGGCAUGAGAUGCACAGAUCAAAUGUGCGAUCACAGUUUCAUAUGCUCGCACAUUUGUCAUAACGCGCCUGACGGUGUUGUUUGUAGUUGUCCAGCAGAUUUACAUUUACAGGCUGAUCGUACUCACUGUCUAGAAACCCACCCCUGCGAAGCCUGGGGCGUAUGUUCUCAAAAAUGCAUCCCCAGAGGCUCGAGAUACAAAUGCUCCUGCCUCGACGGCUAUGUUCUACAAGAAGACGGUUUCACGUGCAAAAGUACCGACAUUGGAAGGCCUUACGUAACCUUUUCUAACCGCCACGAACUAAGAGGGGUAGAUUUGCACACAUUUACUCAAAAGUCGUUCAUCUCCAACUUGAAGAACACUAUUACGUUGGACUUUUAUCAUUCUAAUGGUACCGAUAUGAUUUUCUGGACUGAUGUUAUUGACGAUAAGAUUUAUAGAGGCACAGUUGGAGGUGGAUCGUUGGGCAAUAUUGAAGUGGUUGUUAAUGCGGGAUUGUCUACUGCUGAAGGAUUGGCAGUGGAUUGGAUUGGGGAGAAUUUGUAUUGGGUCGAGAGUAACUUGGAUCAAAUAGAAGUAGCCAAAUUGAAUGGUAGUUUUAGAAGAACCUUAGUUGCUGGUGAUAUGGAAAGCCCACGAGCUAUCGCAGUCGAUCCCAGAGAUGGCUAUCUCUUUUGGACAGAUUGGGAUAAUUCAGCUCCAAGAAUAGAAAGAUGUUCUCUAGCAGGUUUAGAUAGAAAAGUUGUCGUCAGAGUGGACCAGUUUAUCAAGGGCGGCUGGCCCAACGGGUUAACUUUAGAUUAUACUAUGAGAAGAAUUUAUUGGGCAGACGCAAGAUCAGACUCAAUCCACACUUGUAAUUACGAUGGCAACGAUCAUCAUGAAGUCAUAAGCAAUCAAGAGUUUCUGUCGCAUCCGUUUGCCAUUUCCUUAUUUGAAAAUUACGUAUAUUGGACUGACUGGAGAACCAACAGCGUUAUGAGAGCUAAUAAGUGGACCGGAGGAGAUGUCAUGGUUAUUCAGAGAACUUUGACUCAGCCUUUCGAUAUUAAAGUUAUGCACCCCAGCAGGCAACCGCCAGGCGACAAUCCGUGUGGCAAAAAUAACGGAGGUUGUUCUCAUUUGUGUUUGAUACAUUUGAAUGGGUCUUACAAGUGCGACUGUCCUCAUAUAUCUAGAUUAAGUGACGAUAAUAAAACUUGCGUUAACAAUGAAAGAGUACUUUUGAUAGCUCGUGCAAGUGAAAUUCGUGGCGUGGACAUUGAACAACCAUAUUAUCACACGAUACCAACAAUCAGCAUGCCUCAAGUACUAAAUCCAGUGCAGCUAGAGUACUUUGCCAAAAAUAAAACUUUAAUUUGGUCUGAUUCACAGUCUGAUGAAGUCAAAAAAUCAAACUUAACCCAAGGCCCUGUGCAAACUUUAAUCGAUACAGGUUUACAACAGUUGUCUGGAUUGGCUGUAGAUUGGAUAUCGGAAUUGCUGUUUGUUAGUUCUGUUAAUGGAAUAGUGAUAUCAAAUAUCAAAGGCGAAUACAGUACAUUGCUUAUAGAAGAUAAACAAAUUCUUUCUGUGGCCGUUUAUCCGAGUUUGGGAAAAGUAUUUUGGAUACGAGGACAAAAUGACAGUAUAGCUUUUGUUGAAAGCAGCGGAAUGGAUGGGUCAGACAGGAAAAUCCUUGUACCGGAUUUGAUGUUUGAUUCAAAGAGUUUGGUUGUGGAUAUGAAGUCAAACAGAUUAUACUGGGUUAGCGGAUUCGAAGUUAUGUACUCAAACCUAGAUGGUACCAACUUACUAAAGCUAAAUCUUCCUUCCAACGUAACAGUUACAGCAAUCACAGUAUACAGAGGCAAAUUAUAUUACGCCGACGAUGCCGACCAGUCAAUUUACGUAGCCGACAAGACCCUUGGUAUAAACGGUUCAAUUGUUGCCCUAAGAAAUAGCACGGGAGGCGUAUUAGCUUUGAGAAUUUACGAUUCCAAAGAACAAUCCGGCACUCACCCGUGCCAAAUCAACAACGGAGGUUGUCAGCACUUGUGUUUGCCCAGAACUAAGAGCUCUUUCAUGUGCAAAUGCGCUACAGGCUACGAAGAAGAUCCCACCGAUUUCCAUAAAUGUACCGGCAUUCAAGAUUUCAUAGUUUUCUCGUUGAAUUGGGAGCUGCAGGGACGUCCGCUGAACGGUUCCAAGGCUACUAAAGUACUUGGCCCUAUUUCAAGGGUCAGUAGCGCGUCAUCUAUCGACUUUAUUGCCAAUCAAGAUUUGUUAUUUUGGGCUGAUAUUGAACAUGGUCAAGUUACUAAAAUCAGGAGAGAUGGUACUCGCAGGUCUUUUAUUUUGGACCAAACAGAAAUAAUCGAUAAUGUGCCAGACGAUUGGUUAACAUGUCUAGCCAUAGAUUGGGUAGCAGAAAAUAUGUACUGGUGCGACUCCAAACGUGGUACCAUAAGUGUAGCUAGAUUGGAUGGUACCAAAGAGCAUGUGCUACUUUCAAAUGAGACAGCUAAACCAAAUGCUCUCGCCUUGGAUCCUGUUCGAGGCUUGAUGAUUUGGGCAAGUCAGAACAAGCUCGAAAUUGCAACGUUGGAUGGCCAAAACAGAAGAGUCUUGCUUAAUAAAUCCAACAAGAAAUUCUCUGACAUCACCUUGGAUUCAAAGAAUCAGCAGAUUUACUUUUGUGAUAUUUUAUCUGCUACAAUUGAAAGAAUUAAAUAUGACGGAGGCAACCAUUCUGUUUUAUUGAAUAAUGCUACUUUAGAUAAGCCAGUGAGUUUGACAUUUUUUGAAAACACCAUAUAUUUUCUGGAUGUGGCCAAAGGCAAGGGAAGCAUAAGAAAAGUUCCGAUUUCAAAUUUUUCGGAUGUGACAGUCAUUGAGGAGGAUUUGGGUGAUUCUCUUACUGAUAUUCAGAUAUACUCUAAAAGAAGACAAGAUGGAACCAAUCCCUGUGCCAAAAACAACGGCGACUGCGAGCAACUCUGCCUUUUCAACGGAACUAACCCAGUUUGUGUUUGCUCUCACGGUAUGCUUUCAUCAGAUGGUAAAACCUGCGAACCUUUCUACACUUUUGUAAUGUUCUCCAAAGUCGUCAGUAUCGACUCAAUACAUAUGAUGGGAGAGAAGAAUUUAAUGAACUCGCCUUAUCCCACAAUAAAGAAUUCGUCAUAUUUGAAGAAUGCAAUUGGUCUUAGUUUCAGCUACCAACAUUCGACAUUAUUUUACUCAGACAUACAACGAGGCUCAAUUAAUGCAGUAUUUUUCAACGGCAGCGACCAUAGAAUUAUUGUCGAUAAACAAGGAUCUGUAGAAGGUAUUGCCUAUGAACAGCUGGCAAACGCUUUAUAUUGGACUUGCAACAAUGACGCCACAAUUAACCGAGUCAAUCUUACCAAUCAGCUGCAAAAUGCCUCUGAAGUAGAAACAAUUGUAAGCUUAAGACCACUGGACAAGCCCAGAGGAAUUGCUGUGGAUUCUUGCGGCGGAAGGGUGUAUUGGACCAACUGGAAUGCUCAUCAGCCUAGUAUUGAACGGGCAUAUUUUACUGGAUAUAAGCGACAAGCAAUUAUAACUACUGAUAUUCGAAUGCCCAACGGAAUAACGUUGGAUCAUAAAGCACAAAAGUUGUAUUGGGGAGAUGCCAGGCUGGAUAAAAUUGAGAGAUGCGAGUAUGAUGGCAGUAAAAGGGUCGUAUUAGCAAAAGUAACACCCCAACAUCCAUUCGCCUUGGCAAUUCAUGGUGAUUUCAUUUAUUGGACAGAUUGGAUUCUACAUGCAGUUAUUAGAGCCGACAAGUUCACAGGACAGUAUUUUGUAACUUUGCGCAAAGACGUCCCCAGGCCAAUGGGUAUAGUAGCGGUAGCUGACAACGUGGUCGAUUGCUCGUUGAAUCCGUGCCUCAUAGAUAACGGAGGUUGUGAAGAAUAUUGCGAACUCACUGCCAGCGCUCAAGUUCAAUGUUCAUGUAGGGAAGGUAGAACAUUGAAUGCAGACGGACGUUGCAUUAAGGCUGGUAAUGUCGAAUGCACUAACACCGAGGAUAGUUUUCGAUGUUCCGAUGGCGGCUGCGUACCAUUCCACGUCACUUGUGACGGUAUUACGCAUUGUGCCGAUGGUUCAGAUGAGGAAGCUGGCUAUUGUGGCUACCGAACUUGUCCCUUGGGCUGGCUCAAGUGUUUAAACAAAAAAUGCGUUCCCAUAAAUGCUACUUGUGACGGUGUGGACGAUUGUGGCGAUUCGACUGAUGAAUUGAACUGCCAUUGCCCAGAAGAUAAAUAUUUUAGAUGUGCUGAUGGUGAAUGUGUGCUGAAAUCAGUCCUUUGUGACAUGGAUCCCGAUUGCAAAGACAACUCAGAUGAAAUUGGUUGUCCCAAAACCAACUGCACCGCUUUCCACAAUCCCAACUUCAGAAAUUGCAACUUUACUAGUAAUUGUAUACACAAAGAUUGGAUUUGCGAUGGGGAAGACGAUUGCUGGGACAAUUCGGACGAAGUCGGUUGUCCAAAGUUGAACAAACCGUGCGACUUGUUCAAUCAAUGGCAAUGUCAAUCUGGACAGUGUAUCAACUCCACUGGAAGAUGUAAUGGAAAGCAAGACUGUCAGGACGGUUCAGACGAAGUGCAUUGUACCGCGAACGUAUGGUGUCCGGCAGACCAUUUCAGAUGCAUCAGCGAUGGUACUUGUAUUCCAAUAUCCUGGUAUUGUAAUGGUGUAAAGGAUUGUCACGAUGAAAGUGACGAAAUUGAGUGUAAACAUCAAUGCAGAGCUGAUAAGUUCCAAUGUGCCAAUGGUGAAUGCAUUCCGAAAUCGUGGCAAUGUGAUGGUAGUCCCGACUGUGCUGAUAGAUCUGAUGAAACUGAGCAUUGUAACCAUACUGAGUGUACUAAACAAGAAUUCAGGUGUAACUCAACCGGUCGUUGUAUACCAGAAACUUGGGUAUGUGAUGGUGAAAUGGACUGCAAAAAUAAUGAAGACGAAAGUCCAACCGAUUGCCAGGGCAAAAUUGCCUGUACCGAUCAACAGUUCCAAUGCAAGGGCGGACAGUGCGUUAAUCGGGCGUUCUAUUGUGAUGGAGAUAGAGAUUGUACAGAUGGCAGUGACGAACCCGACUAUUGUUUCAAAACUUGCUCUAUGAACGAAUUUCAUUGUGCCAAUGGAAAAUGCCUAAUGGAACUUUAUAAAUGUGACGGUUUUGAUGAUUGUGGAGAUGGUAGUGAUGAGGAAAAGUGCCAAACGGAGGAUUAUUGUCAAAAUAAAGGUUGGUUCCACUGUGAAAAUGGAGUUUGUAUUAACGAAACCUUACUUUGCAAUGGCGAAAACAAUUGUGGAGAUUUCUCUGAUGAAGGCCGAUGUUUUAUUGAUGAAUGCUCAGCUAAAACUCCAAUAUGUGACCAUAUUUGCAUAGAUAAAGUUGUGGGUUACGAAUGCCAGUGCCACCCUGGUUAUAAGAUAUCGGCGAAAAAUCCUCAUCAUUGCGAGGACAUAGAUGAGUGCCUGGACAGGCCCUGUAGCCAGGUUUGCAAAAAUACCAGAGGGUCUUAUCAUUGUAGCUGUCUGGAAAACUUUAUACUUGAUGGGCAGUCUUGUAAGGUUGACUCACCUGUCAAAGCUACUCUUUUACUAGCAAACAGAUAUUACAUUCGAGAAAUCGACUUCACUGGUGACUCCAACCUAAUAGCUCACAAUCUGACCAACGCCGUAGCCCUGGAUUAUGAUUGGGCGACGCAAUGUAUUUAUUGGUCAGAUGUAACCCAACUGGGCAGCACCAUCAAACGAAUAUGCGACUAUAAACAAGAAAAUCCAAUGAGCACAGUGAAAAUGUUGCAUUCCUCAACUUUACAAAAUCCUGAUGGUUUGGCUGUGGAUUGGGUUGGUAGGAAUUUGUAUUGGUGCGAUAAGGGUACAGACACAAUCGAAGUAUCCACCCUCGAAGGAAAACACCGUAGGAUUUUACAUUCUAAAGAUUUAGAAGAACCCAGAGCUUUGGCAUUAGAUCCGAUCAAUAAAUACAUGUAUUGGACUGAUUGGGGAUCUAGAGUUCACAUAGGAAAAUCCGGCAUGGAUGGAUCAAAUCCCAAAGUUAUAAUAAACAAAAAUUUAGGCUGGCCAAACGCUUUGACGAUUUCGUUUGAAACUAACGAACUAUUUUGGUCUGAUGCUAGGGAGGAUUAUAUUGCAGUGUCUGAUUUUGAAGGCGAGAAUAUCAAGAUUAUCGCCAGUAGAGAAAAAAAUAUCAAAUUGCAACUGCAUCAUGUGUUUGCUAUUGACGUGUGGGAAGACUAUGUUUACUGGACCGAUUGGGAAACCAAAAAUAUUGAAAGAUGUCAUAAAUAUACUGGAGAAAAUUGUUCUUCGAUCUUGAAUACUGUGCAUAGGCCUAUGGAUGUGAGGGUUGUACAUCCGUUCAAACAACCAAAGGUCAGUAAUAAUCCUUGUGCGACAGCCAAUUGUUCAGCUUUAUGCCUGUUAUCUCCCAAAGAACCAUAUUUUACUUGUCAGUGUCCAGAAAAUUAUGUGCUAGGUAAAGAUGGUCGUACAUGUGAAGCCAACUGUACAACAUCCCACUUCGAGUGUAAGACAAGCUAUAAAUGUAUUCCAUUCUGGUGGCAAUGCGAUACACAGGACGAUUGUGGAGAUGGUAGUGAUGAGCCCGAUGACUGUCCGUCGUUCAAGUGUCUGCCAGGACAAUAUCAGUGUGCCAACGGUCAAUGUAUUCAUCCGGGUGAUCUUUGCAACGGUGUUAAUAAUUGCGGAGAUCAUUCUGACGAACGGGAUUGUGAUAAAUAUGCUUGUUUGAAUACACAGUUCAGAUGUGAAGGUAAUAGUACGAUCCCACCUCGUUGCAUACCGUCAACGUUGCGUUGCAACAAAGUACCCAACUGCCCUCUAGGAGAAGACGAACUCAACUGUCCACCAGCCACUUGUCCUGCCAGCCAAUUCAAGUGCAACAACGACAAAUGCAUACCGGCAGUAUGGGUGUGCGACAACGACAACGAUUGUGGCGACGGUUCGGAUGAAAUGCAAGACUGUCAUGCGAGAACUUGCGGCCCGGAACACUUCAGGUGUAAUUCGGGACGGUGCAUUCCGUUGUCGUGGAAGUGCGACGGCGAUCCGGAUUGUGGCGACGACGAAGACGAACCUCCGACUUGUAGCCAGGCAGAGUUUCAUACUUGCGAACCAACUUACUUCCGGUGUAAAAAUAAUAAGUGUAUUCCAGGCCGGUGGUACUGUGACUAUGAUAACGAUUGCGGAGAUGGCACUGACGAAUUGAACUGUACUCCAAGGAAUUGUUCGGAAUCUGAGUUUAGAUGCGGUAAUGGUAAAUGUAUCAGAGGCACGAUGAAAUGUGAUGGUGAAUAUCAAUGCGAGGAUAGAUCUGACGAGGCAGAUUGUCAGACUCAAUGUAAACAAAACGAAUUCCAAUGCAUCAAUCCAAAAAUAUGUAUUUUCAAAGAAUGGAGAUGUGACGGUGAAUUGGAUUGCUCUGAUGGAUCAGACGAAAUAAACUGUCCGAACGCCACUAGUUGCCCACUGAACGGUUUCCGAUGUCAAAACGGUUUUUGUAUCAACGGCGAUUGGCAAUGUGACGGUCAAAACGAUUGUGACGACGGUUCCGACGAAAACGAUUGUAAAACUUAUACUUGUCCUGCGGGAAGAUUCCGCUGCCAGAAUCGGUGCGUGCCUGUGAGCGCGUUAUGCGAUGGUACCAAGCAGUGCGAGGAUGGCAGUGACGAGGACAAACAUUUCUGUAAAAGGUAUGGCCUGUGUCCAAAUGGCCAAUUCUUGUGCAAAAACAACAGGUGUAUUGCAAAGGAGGCUCUGUGCGACAGGAAUAACGAUUGCGGUGACAAUAGUGAUGAAACUGAUUGUGAUUUAUCGCCUUGCAAAUGGAACACUUGUUCGCAAAUAUGCAUAGAAUCAAGAGUAAACCAAACAUCUUGCAAAUGCGUGGAAGGAUACAGAUUGACAGGCCGUAACGGUCAAUGCCAAGCCGAAGGUGAUAUGGCUGAGCUAGUUUUAGCAGCUGAAGCUGAAUUGAGACUCAUUUCCCCCUACAAAAUGGGCGAUAUUAAUAAAAUGAAAAAAACGCAAGCUAUUGCACCAGGAUAUAAAGUCGAUUCAGUCGAUAUUCUCUACGGCAAAAAGCAAGCCGAAGCUUUCUGGACGGAUCACCAAAAUAAACGCGUCCAAUCGAUGGUCAUUCAAAUAGAAGACGAAAGAAGAACCAAUAGAGAUGCAGAUUUUGCCAGGACUGUGCUUUCGAAUCUACGAGAACCGAGAGGCAUCGCUUUAGAUUGGGCUGCCAGGAGAAUCUACAUUACAGAUUCUAGCAGGCUUUUGGUGUCCGAUUUAGAAGGGAAAUUUAACUUUACUUUGAUAUCGACCAAUUUACAGAAUCCGAGGGAUAUUGUUUUGGCACCGGGAGAAGGUUUAUUGUUUUGGGCUGAUUGGGGACCAGAACCAAGAAUUGAAAGAGCUGACAUGGACGGAUACAAUCGAAAAGUUUUGGUCAACAACCUGCUCUGGCCUACCAGUUUAGCUAUCGAUUAUCCUACCAAACGGCUCUAUUGGUGUGAUCCUAAAGCUUCAACUGUGGAAAGUGUAGCCUUCGAUGGUAGAGAUCGUCAUCUUAUCAAACGUUUUGAAGAGGCUUCAAUAAAACCUUAUAAAUUAGAAGUUUUUGAGGACAAUCUGUUUGUAUCAACUUAUCAGAGACACGACGUUAUAAGGUUUAAUAAGUUUGGCAACGGGGCAGAUAUGGUAUUUUUAGCUCAUGGUUUAACAAGGGUUUCAGAUAUUUUGAUCCUUCAAGAAAAUAAGCGCCCCAAAUUGAAUAACUCGUGCAACGAUUUCUGUAGCAAUAAUGAAUUUUGCUUGUUGACACCAAAAGGAGCUCGUUGCGUUUGCUCAAAUGGCUAUAUCAACGAUAAUUUUACUUGUAAAGCUGUUACGCCUCCCACUCCACAUUGUCCACUUAAUUGUAAUCUCGGACAGUGCAAGAUUGAAACAGGUAAAGCUGCAUAUUGUGUGUGCCCAGCGCUUUAUUUCGGAAACAGAUGUCAGCACUAUCGUUGUUCUCAACAUUGCAAAAACGGCGGCGUUUGUGUUCUGGAUGCUUCUUGGAAUUCUACUUCGUUAUUGGCCCCGGCCGAUCAAGAUAAACCUCCAUUGAAAUGUAUCUGUCCCCCUCAAUGGUACGGUAAACGUUGUGAGAAACGCCUACCCUUGUGCAAAGAUUUCUGCAACAAUGGCGGCACUUGCACGUUGUUGAUGGGACUGCCUCACUGCACCUGCAAGGACGGUUUUAUGGGCUUCAGAUGUCAGCACUGUACUAACUUUGAUUGCGGUAGUGGCGGCAGUUGUUCGAUGAGAAAUGGAGUGCAAUCUUGUACUUGUUCGCAAGGUUAUAGUGGCCAACAUUGUGAAAAAUCAGUAUGCGGUCCUCACGGACAAGUAGUAUCACUUCCCAAAGGCAUUCAAUGCGAUUGUCACCUGGGUUACACUGGAGAACGUUGCGAGACCAGCAGGUGCAACGGCCUAUGUCAGAAUGGUGGCACUUGUACAGCAGCUACCCUUCAAUGCACGUGUCCUCCGAAUUUCACCGGUCCUCGUUGCGAACAAGACAUUUGUGCCACAUCAAAGAGUUGCUGUCAUAAUGGAGGUUGCAAAAACGGCGGCCGGUGUGUAGUGAUGCACGGCGCGAGAGUUUGCAAUUGCACCCAGAGAUGGGGCGGUGAAAAUUGCGAAGUUUACAUAGGCAAUGAUAAUCCUUGCGAUGGUUUUUGUAAGAACAGUGGCAUAUGUCAAAUUUUGAAACCAGGAGAUGUUCCUAGAUGUUGGUGUCUGCCUUCGUGGUCAGGUCCAACGUGCACCAAAUCUACUUCAAGUUUGUGUAGCAACUAUUGUCACAAUGGCGGUUCUUGUACCGUUAUUCAAGGCAGUCCUAAUUGUACGUGUACGUCUGAUUAUCAGGGUGCUACUUGUACAGUACUACGCGAUCCUCAAGUGCUUCUCGCACAACAAGAAGGCAACAGUCCAGAGGGACGAAGUAUAUGGAUACCGAUAGCGUGGGCUUUGGCUGUUAUCCUGAUUGUAUUAGCAAUAGGAAUUGUGCUGUUUGAGUAUGUGUUUAGGAGGAGGACGAUAUUUUCACACGAGAGGUUGCAGGAGAAUGAUUUUCAUAAUCCUAUGUAUCAGGAUAGGGAUGCUGAACCGUUCACUUUGGAGGCAGAUAAGUCUGGCAAUUUCGAAAAUCCCGUCUACGAGUCGGUAUACAAUGGCACCACAAGCGGCCGAGAAGAAAAAGCCGUUUUACUGGAACACACAGCGGACGAUACUCCGCCUCCACCAACGGAAGAACUUUAAUUUUAUUUCUGAUCGAAUUUUAGAUGAUAAGACGGGUCUAGUACUUUAGCAAAAUUUGAUUUUUUUUGCUAAUUUUUUUUUUUGUGAUGAAUCUCUUUAUUUCAUAAUGCAGCUAACUUUGACAUUUUUUCGCAUUUUUAUUUUAAGUUGUAUAUACUCUGGAACGUUAAUUCCUUAAACAUUUUUAUUUUAUUUAGAAACAUACACUUUAUUUAUCCAAUUUAUGUCUUUCCGCUGACUUUCAGGGCUCUGAUUGGUCAAAAUAUUUCCUCACCAAUGAGAAGCAAUAAAUUAAUCCAAUAGGAACAAUUUUUGUGUUUUUGAAAAUCAAGUACCAAAACACAAAACUAGCGAAAAAUACUAAUUUUUUUUUAUUGGUGACAUAAAUCAGUUGUUUAUUUGGGUUGUAGAAAUGGAAAAGACUGUGUAUGUACAAGCAUGCUAUGAAAUUACUAAAUUAAAAUCUCUACAUUCCUUGAAAGGCUUUUCGAAUAAUCUAGUUUUGAAGCAUUUAUUUUUUUUUGCUAAUUAUUUUAACAGUAGAACUUCUGUUGUGAAAUGUGCCAUUUUUAUUAUUUUUUAUUAACUUUAACUCGCAUUACUUUCUUGCCUUUUAGCAGCUCUCUACAUUUUAUUUUAAGGAUAGAUUAAGGUAUCCUGGUAAUGACUGUAAUUCUUACUCAUAAAGUGUUAAUGUAAAUAACAAAAUUUCCUUGGCAUUACGGUUAUUGACGGAACAAUAAAAUAAUUAUUAUUACGAUGUGAUUUUUUGAGGCAACUUGUAUACUAUUGUCCAAUUUUGUCAGAUUUUUGUCUGAUUCUCAGUUUGAUGAAAUAUGAAAAAAUGCAACACGAUACGUCCGUUUGUAAAUAACUUACAUGUGAUUGAAAUUUUUUUAACAAAAAAAAUCUAUAAUAUAAAAAAAAAAUAUUUUAAAUGUGAAACUAUCCAAUGAUGUUGUUUAUUAAGGUGUUUUCGUGGUUGUGCCAAAACAAAGAUUUGUUUUAUUAUUUCUUCAUAUCUUAUCGAGAAACCUAUAAUAAUUUAAACGGAUUUUUUUGCUCAAAUAAUAAUAAAUAAACUCAAAUGUUUUUAGAAUAAUUUUUAUUAAAUUCUGUAUAAUGAUGUUUUUAAUAAAUGUAAAUGAAUGUCCAUA